AUGCGCACCAGCAUGGCCGGAACAGGAACCGCAGCCGGAGCCGGAGCCGGAGUCGGAACGGGGCGACGAUCAGACACCGGUAUCUUCACUGCCAUCCAUGCCGCAGCGGCGUUUCACGUGGCUGGACGUGCGGGUUCUGCCAGUGGGGCAACUGGCAAGCGCUCAUCUUGGGACACGACGCGGAUUUUGGAAGAGGACAGUGGGGGGAGCUGGCUCCCGCCUUUAGCUGAAGCCAGCCGAACGCGCCCUUUGACCAGGGGCGACGUGAGCGCCAGUACUAUCCUGGUUCGGAAGGCUCUGGAAUCUGGGAAGGAGUCUCCGAACGUGGAGCGUAGCAACGGCUCGGUGGGGAGUGGGAGCAGCAAAGCCGGAAUACGCGCCGCACCACAGGUCCUGUUGGGAGACCGCAGCGUGGCGGAGGUCAUGUCCAACUUCGUUAAACCGGAAAGCUUGUCGAUGAAGACGAAUUACUUGUGGGCACUGCUGGCGGGCGCAUGCCGGCUGGAGGGCGUUGAAGGGGACUGCUUCACAGCAGACCUUCAUGAGCGGGACGGUAACCACGAAUACUGGCGGCGAGCAUCGGGGGAAAAGAUUUACGGCCCCGUAACGUAUUUCGUGAGCCAUUGCUGGCAGUACAAGCUCGGGGACCUCGUGGGCAUGAUCCUGCAGCACUACGACGAGCUGCCGGAGACGGACGGCGGGCGGCUGUUUGUACCCGUGUUCUACUGGGUGGACAUCUUUGCGGUGACACAGCACUUUGUGGGUGACUUCACGGAGCACCCGGACGCGGACUUCAAGGGGGUCAUUGAGGCAGCCAAGGGUGGUGUGCUCUUCUCCAUGGCGCCCUGGCGGAACCCGCUGUCCGUGAGGCGUGUGUGGUGCUUGUUCGAGGCGCUGACAGCGUUGUCGUUAAACCGCGAGAUUAACCUGAUGACCGAUUCCUUCGACUCGACUGCGAAAGUUGAUAUCUUGCUGCCGCUAUUCACCAGGCAAGUGGUGGAGAUGUUGGAUGUUCGCAACGCCGAGGCGACCAUGGAGAAGGACCGCGACUACAUCAUGGCGCUCGCGGAGCGGACGCUGGGCAUCAAUCGCUUUAACCAGACACUACGCACGGCGCUGUACCACGAAAUUUGCGAGGCCAUGAUCCUGCGGGCCGUGGUGACGGGUGAGACAGAUGAGGGCCGCAAGCUGUUGGAGCGUGGCAUCAUCAUCUCCAAUGCCUCGCUGCGCUUCAUGCCCAAGCGCGACUCCGCAGGCAAGGAGGUGGAGCGAAUCCGGGACACCGGCCUCAUGUUAUUGUCGGAUGCAGUCAAGUCUUGCCCUAAGCUGGAAUCGCUGGUGGUGUAUACAGCUGCCGAGACGGACGUGACACCCAACGGUCUGACCACCUUGGCCAAGGGGUUGACAGGGCACCCGGCGUUAAGGCACCUAGCGGUCGGCCGCCACCCUCUUCUGGCAUCAAUCCCAGGCACGGGUGGAUCGCUGGGUCGCACCUCGGUAUCCGCCUACGCGUCGUUGCUGUCGACCAAUCGAGUAUUGACGCACUUGGACCUGUCGUACAACAAGCUUGGACCCGAUGGCGUUGUGGCGUUUGCACCGGCCCUGGCCGGCAAUCGCACUCUCGCGGUGCUCAAGCUUAGACAGGUUGGCAUGGACGGCGCCUCGGCCAUUACCUUGGCGGAUAAUUGCAUGACGGCCGAGGGGUUACGUGACCUGGACAUCAGCUAUAAUCCCGAAAUGGGUGAUAGGGCGGCGCCCGCUCUCGUCAAGCUCAUGAGCCACAAGGGGCUCACCGUGUUGCGGGCGCAGUGCUGCAGAUUUGGCUGGCAGACGGGCAAGGCGCUCAUCGGCGAUCAGCUCACAAGGGCGGGGAGCAUCCGGGAGCUGAGUCUGGGCUGUGUGGUCCAGGGCAGCGGCAACGCCAUCUCCCAGGACACUUCGGAUUGGAACCACCUGUUGAUUGACACGUCCGGGCCCAACGGCGGCAGGACCUCCCGUGCCGUGCCAGCUCAUGGCGACGCGCUGGUGGCGCUGGCGGGCGCGUUGCGGCAGGGCUUCAAGACGUUGGAGCGGUUAGACCUUCGGGGCUGCUUCAUGGGGGCCAACGUGGGUGGUGAGAGCGCGGGACUGCGGGAUGCGCUGAUGAGCGGCCUCAGCAGCGUGCGUCGAGGAGCCGCAUUCGGCAGCUUGCGGUUCUUGGACAUGCGGUCUUGCAACCAGCCGGAGCUGCUCAAAAUGGAGGACAGCGAGGUCGAGCUGCUGUUGAAGCACGGUGGGCUAAACCUUCUGAUCAAGGAUUUUAAGCGGACGGGCAUCAAGGGUGGCGUACUCCGGCAAUACGUGCAGUACGAUGCAUGA
This is a messenger RNA of Volvox carteri f. nagariensis, 2358 nucleotides long. RefSeq lists its product as uncharacterized. The record is from RefSeq and is a predicted model, not a curated record. The coding region runs from base 1 to 2358 and encodes 785 amino acids. Lineage: Eukaryota; Viridiplantae; Chlorophyta; Chlorophyceae; Chlamydomonadales; Volvocaceae. The transcript has 16 exons. Gene Ontology annotation, molecular function: protein binding.